AUGUCUGCCACCGAGCCCCGCCACCGCCCGCACCCUGCGCCGACGUACUCGUCGUCCUCCUCCCGCGCCCACCCCUACGCCGGCCACAGCAACGGUCACCACCACCACCACCACCGUCGCCGCUCUCCUCCCCCUUCGAUCCUCACUGAGGAGUUCCCGCCCUCGCCGCCGCGCUCGCGCCACGACCAGUCCCAGUCCCCGACGGCGAUGAAGCCUCAGGACGACGGCUUUGAGAACCUGCCCCCUCCCCCCGCUUCGCUCAAGAGCAUUCUCGACUCGUUCCGCCGCUCUGGCGAGGGCGACCGCGAUCUUCUCAUGUCGAUCCUCGGCGCCAAGAAGGCCGAGGAGGAGCGCAUGACGGCCAUCAUCCAGACGCGGCUCACGAUCCUCCAGGCGCGCCUCAACCUGGCCACGAUCCAGGCCCAGAUGCAGGCCAUGCCUCCUCCCGACGCCAUGCGUGCCGAGCGCACCCCGAGUCUGACGCACUCUGCGUCAUCGCACGAGUCGAGCCCCGCAUACUACGACCACGUCCACCUCCCCCGCCCCAUGGGCUACGGCCGCGAGCGCGACGAGCGCCUCCCGCCGAUGGAUGAGCGCGACAUGAUGGAGUACGCCAAGGAGCGUGAGCUGCGCGAGAUCCGCGAGAUGCGCGAGGCGCGCGAGCGCGAGCUGCAGCAGUUCCCCGACAAGAUGAUGCGCGCGCGUUCGGACAGCUCGAGCAGGCCGCAGCAGGGGCUGGAGAUGCUGCUCGAGGGUGUGCGUGAGGCGGAGCGCAAGGACUCGCUCUAG
Molecule: messenger RNA, 789 nt
Organism: Trichosporon asahii var. asahii CBS 2479
Lineage: Eukaryota; Fungi; Basidiomycota; Tremellomycetes; Trichosporonales; Trichosporonaceae
Exons: 2
Coding region: 1-789 (262 amino acids)
Source: RefSeq, a predicted model, not a curated record